GACAUCCUCCUCAAAAAAAUUGUUACAAAGUUAUGGUUCAUUUUGACCGACUUAACGAUGUCCAUUUAGUGCGUUAUGAUUGGAAGGUUUCUGUUAAGAUCAUAAGGAAAUGGAACAAGAGAGAUGACGACAUUUUCACCUCUGGACUGGGUGACAAGAUGCAAGCAACAAUAAGUGACAACCUUGUUCACCGGUUAUGCAUACAUAAAGGGAUCGAGGAGGAUGAGUGGAAAACCAUUUUAAAUUUCAAGGUUGAAGUCGAGAGUUCCGGUGUGAAGGUUGUAGAUACUAACUACCGGAUCAAAUUCACUACAAACACAAUUCUUGAAAACAUUGAUAGCUUAUUGAACAAUCAAUUCAUGGACUACCAAACCUUAGACAAGAUUAAUGAUGGAUGGUCUGCUCUGGCCAACAUCUUCUGCUUAGAUACGAUGUGGGAAAUAGUCCGCGUGGAACCAAUGAUACAUGUUGAUGAUCCAACUGCUGUUCGUUAUAACGAAAAGAUCUGAUAAUUUGGUUUUCAAUGAUGAACCUAGAGUGAGACAUUUUAAUCGAUUAUUAGUUUUUUACAUUUAUUAGAUUAUUGUGAACCCAAGAAAUUGAAUGUCUUUUGACGGCUAAAUAUUAAUGUUACUGUUUUUAGUGGUCAUGGGUUGCAAUGUGUCGCGUACAAUGUAGCAGCUGAUUUCUUUGGUAAUCAUUGGUGGCCUUCUGCUUACAAACCAUUUGUUGCAGUCUUGCGUUUUUGGAGGACUAAGUUUAAAGAUAGAUGUUAUAUUUCUU
Molecule: messenger RNA, 783 nt
Organism: Camelina sativa (false flax)
Lineage: Eukaryota; Viridiplantae; Streptophyta; Magnoliopsida; Brassicales; Brassicaceae
Source: RefSeq, a predicted model, not a curated record